CAACCAUUGAACAGAGCAACAAACUUUUGCAAUCGACAGUUACAACCACUCUCUUCUUGAUUCCGAACAAACAAUGAGCUUCCGUCUCUUAACCAAAGCAUGGCGUCAACAGACCCAGUCCAUAAACCGCACCGCGUUUUCUUCCACACUUUCCCGCUCUUUUUCUCGCCAAUCUCAACGACCUUCAUUCGCCAUUGCUUUCGACAUCGACGGCGUCAUUCUCCUCGGCAAUACUCCUGUCGGCGGUUCUCCGGCUGCAUUGAGAAGAUUAUACGACACCGAAGGUAGAUUGAAAAUUCCUUACGUUUUUCUCACCAAUGGUGGUGGCAUUCCAGAAGCUAAAAGAGCUUCUGAGCUGAGUGAACUGUUGGGUUUAAAUGUCUCACCUUCACAGGUUUUGCAGGGCCAUUCACCAUUUAGACAAUUGGCCAAUAGAUUUCAGGAUAAACUAGUUGUUGCUGCGGGAAAAGGGGAGCCAGCUUCAGUGAUGUCUGAAUAUGGUUUUAAAAAUGUUAUCUCAAUUGAUGAAUAUGCAUCGUGCUUUGAAAACAUUGAUCCAUUGGCACCUUACAAGAAAUGGACAACCAAGCUGGAUGCUACCAAGAAUCCAAAGUUUGAUCAGAGUGGGCCACGAGUUGAUGUCUUCUCCGAAAGGGUUCAAGCAGCAUUCAUUGUUAGUGAUCCUGUUGAUUGGAGCAGGGACAUACAGGUUCUCUGUGACAUCUUGAAAACAGGAGGGCUUCCUGGAAGAAAUGUUGGAAUGCAACCACAUUUAUAUUUUGCAAAUGAUGACCUUGAGUACCAGACUAAAUUUCCUUCUGAGCGUCUGGGCAUGGGAGCUUUCAGGAUUGCAUUAGAAUCCAUUUUCAAUUGCUCUCACCCUCAUUCCUUGGAGUACACAUGUUUUGGCAAACCACAUCCAUCUGUAUUCAACAAUGCAGAAAUUGUGUUGCGGCAACUUGUACCACAACACUGUGAAGAUUUCAAUGAUGAUCAUAAAAACACUCAACGUUUUCAAACACUUUACAUGAUUGGAGAUAAUCCUGCGGUUGACAUCAGAGGUGCACGACAGACUGGCCAUCCUUGGUUUUCUAUUCUUACGAGAACGGGUGUUUUCAAGGGGAAGGAAAAUCAUGAAAAAUUUCCAGCAGAUCUGGUUGUUAACACUGUGGAAGAAGCUGUUGACUUCAUCUUGGCAAAGGAAUGUGCUGAUUCUUUGUAGGAAGUGUUCUAUAGAGAUAUUCCAUAGUUAAAAAUGUAAUUCUGUGAUAACCAAAACCAUGUAAUAAUUUAUGGCUUUAAUCCAGCCAGAAUCCAUUCAUUUGACACACGUAUAGUUGAUUAUUCCCCAUUCACUCGUGUUUGCUUUGCUUAUAGCUUUUAUUAGGCAGCUUAAUUUAGCUACACAAGCUGUAAUUUUAUUUCGACUGAGAAAAAGAUCAAAUGAAAUUGUGUCAAGUCA
Trifolium pratense (red clover) is the source of this 1462-nucleotide messenger RNA. RefSeq lists its product as uncharacterized. The record is from RefSeq and is a predicted model, not a curated record. NCBI's taxonomy places the organism in Eukaryota, Viridiplantae, Streptophyta, Magnoliopsida, Fabales, Fabaceae. The coding region runs from base 74 to 1222 and encodes 382 amino acids. Gene Ontology annotation, biological process: glycerophospholipid biosynthetic process. The transcript is spliced from 12 exons. Gene Ontology annotation, cellular component: mitochondrion.